This is a messenger RNA of Paramacrobiotus metropolitanus, 4007 nucleotides long. Its product is annotated as histone-lysine N-methyltransferase EHMT1-like. Gene Ontology annotation, cellular component: nucleus. Lineage: Eukaryota; Metazoa; Tardigrada; Eutardigrada; Parachela; Macrobiotidae. Gene Ontology annotation, molecular function: protein-lysine N-methyltransferase activity; p53 binding; histone methyltransferase activity. The record is from RefSeq and is a predicted model, not a curated record. Bases 161 to 3601 code for a protein of 1146 amino acids. The transcript is spliced from 7 exons.
GUGUGAACCUUUUAUUAUCAACUGUAUUUGGAAAUUCUUGUUUCGGAAAACGUUGAAUAUUGUACUUGAAUUUUGUUAAGGCAAUUUCGAUUUCAUCAAAAUAUUAUGCAGUUUCUGGUUAGGAAACAGGCAGUGUGUGCCUUUUUCUUAGCAUAAGAAAAUGUCGUUCGGAUUAGGAAAUGGUGAUGCGUACUUUUCGCAGGUGUUAAUGGGCCACAUGCAGUCUGCGCUUGCCAAAACUUCCCCUUCUGUAGAUGAGAAGCUGCCAGGAGCUCCCUCUGAGCAGCCUUCUGACUUCAACGGUUACGCAUUAACUUCUUCUGUAGAGGUGCAUGAUAGCCAGGAACCACCUCUACCAUCACUUUCGAAUGGAAGCAGUGCGCAUCUUCAGCAUUCUCCAGACAGCGAGCGCUUUGACGGACCAGUGAUCACUGGCUUUCGUCAAGAAAAUUCCCCGGAACUUCCGGAACUUGGUUUGGAGUUUGACAAAACUGAAAAUGAUGGACGCAUUCUGAAAAUGGAUAGUACUGCUCAUGGAGAGAGUGUGGGCGAAGAAAAAGUGCUUGGCGCCCAAAAUUCGAAGGGAAAGACACUGACCGAAAGUACAGAAUAUGAGAUCCCUGAAAGGCCGAUUGGUGUCUUCGAGAAAGACAGCGGAAUGUCUGGGUCGGAAACCAGGAAGCCAACCGAUGCUGAGGACAAUCUGGUCAAAGAUGCAUUAGAUGGCGCCCCGACUGGUCUUGUUAGUACGGACGUUGCUCAGCUUUUCUUCACAGCCAUUAACAAGGAAUGGAAGAUCAGUCCCAGCCGACUGCGCAGCCUUCGGGAACCUGAACCGGAAAUAUCCGUUUCGGAAGUGGCGGCCAGCGUCCUAAUGGAAUCGACCACUGAAUCUAUGGAUACGCAAAGCGAUACUGAAAGUGUAUUGAAUGGUUUUCCAAAGAAAUCCAUCGAGAAUGGCAUUCCGAAGAAAUCCAUUGGUCAUGGAAGCAACGGCACAUGCUCUCCACCCGCCGAGAUGUUUAACACGGGUAUUGAAAUGGAAGCGGGCGUGGAAAGUGAAGGUAUUCUAGAACAAUCUGGAGCCUCCACUGCAACCGAGAUGAUUGUGGAACGGGCGGACGAAUAUCCUUGCGCGCACAAACCGGCUGAAGUCGUUGCUGGCGCAAAGCGACCAAAUAGCGCUUUAGAAGAAGGCACAUCCGACAUUAGUCAUGACUCCAUAAACUGGGAGGCUAAAGUCCGAGGAAUUUCCCAUUUGGACUGUCGGAUUGUGAAUGAUCUGUUGCCAUCACUGAGUCCACGAAAGAAACCAAAAAUCGUUCAGAAGGAGCAAGUGGAAAUAACACAGCAGCUGAAUUCUGUGCGUUUAAGCUGUCUGUGCGAAGAAGUGAUCAAACUAGGAGCGAAAGGCAAUGUGGAUCGGUACGCUCUGGAUGUGACGAAGGCCUGGGCAGAUUUCAAAGGCCCAUCGAGAGUCUCCUGGACUCCUCAGGGAACCGAAGCUGCCUCGACUGUAGCAGUUUGUCAAGCGAAAAUGAGUGUGGAUGAUAAAUUGUACGGGUGUAUGCGCCCCAUUGCGCGUAGUUUCGUGGGAAAUCUAUACCGCCCUUCCCCGUCACAUCCACUGAUUGGACUAUGCGAAGUACAUUGUGCAGGCUUGCGAAAUCAUAACUGCUGCCCUGGUUGCGGAGUGUUCUGUGAGGUGGGAGAGUUUCGGGCGUGUUCACACAAGAGCGGCCAUUUGUACCAUGAAUCGUGCACAGAAAGGGACAAAAUUGGAAAGGUCCGAUGUAUUCAUUGCCUAAAACCAUCCAGUCAUGUUAAAAAGACGAUAAAAAAUCCUGGUUUGGUGCCGGUUAACUUUUGUGCAGAAGACUUGGAUCCGCAGUUGCUUCUUAUGGCUCGACGCCCACCGGUUUCUUAUGUGGGAAUUCCUUUAGAUACUUAUUAUAGAGAUUUUCCUCUGGGUUUCCGUGUAGCUUGUGCGUAUUUACCGCCUUCUUAUGCUCAAGAACUGAAAGAAAAGCUGAGUCAGUUUGAUAUGGGAGUUCAACAAGAAAUGGAAUGGCUUGAUUUGUUUCAAAUGGUUAAGGAUGGGGAUAUCACUGGAGUGCUUCAUUUCGUGUGUAAUCCGGCAAAUCUGCAGACGCUCUACCAAGAAUGCGUAUCGCGACGAAAAAGCGGGAAUGAUCUGUUGGAUCAUUUUCCUUUAUCUGGACCGGUGCAUCUUGCGAUUCAGCGGAACCACCCGAUCAUUUUAAGUAUUUUACUACAGCUGGGUUUUCCGUUGACUUUGCCCGAUAAGGAUGGGAAUUUACCGUUCGAACAAGCUGCGCUAGCCAACAGCUUCGUAUCUUUGGACGUUUUGAAGAAGUUCUACGUCGAAUUACCUCCAAGCGCUGUACGAGAAAUAUCGUUGCGAAAAUUCCUGCAGCAAAAGCGCUUCGACUGCGUUGCAUUGUUGUUUCGUUAUGAAUUGUAUGAUUUUGGAGAAUUCGCAUUUACCAGAGACGAACAGCAGGAAGCCCUGAAAAACUUGUUUUCUUGCGGAAACAUUGCUGUUAUCUCUAAUCUGCUGGAAUGCCCACAUAUUGUGGAUCAGCUGCGUUAUGGAACGUUUGGAUCGGAAGUGGUUGGAAUUUUGAUGAAAAACUGGCGGCAUCGAUUUGCUGUAGCAGCACUUAAUCAGUUGAGCAUUCGGCUUCUGAGCAGUAUUCCUGACGUUUUUGACGAUGGACCGGUUGGAAGAAAAAUGUUGGCGGCAUCAACCGGUGGUGCUUUGCCUGCUGUUGGAGCAUCGAAAUUUUUCGACGGGGCAGACGAUCCUGUUCUCGUUUGUGACCUUUCUGACAGUCGGGAAAUGCAUCCUGUGGAGGUGGUCAACCGCUUCGAUCAGACCUUGCCGGUGCCGUUUUUCUAUUCUAUUCAACGCACUGUUGCUCACGAUAAAUUCUGGAGCAUAGGCUUGCAUUCGGAUAAGUCUUGCAGGUGUGAAAAUGACUGUACUCGACUGUGUUCCUGUUAUUCUGAAACGGGUUCUAGUUGUUUAUACACUAAAGACAGACUCCUGGAUGUGGAUCGUUAUCAAGGCGAGCCUUUGUACGAAUGUUGUCGAUUGUGCCGUUGCUCACCUACCGAAUGCCGGAAUCGUUUAGUGCAGAACCCUUCCUUAGGGUUCUUUCAAGUGUUCAAAGCCAGAGAUGGCACAUGGGGGUUGCGUUCUAAGUACGCCUUGCCAAGAGGAUUUUUUGUGGGAAAACUUACAGGAUCUCUUGCUCAUAUGGGGACAGUAAAUAAGGUCUUGAUUGCCGGAGAAAAAGAACUACAUAUUGUGGUUGUCAAUGCUGAUCGCGAGGAGGACUUCACCGGCAUAAUCACAAGAGACUGUGGGAAUUAUACGCGAUUUUUGAAAAUGGAGGCACGUGGCAAUGUCAUGGCCGUGCAGGUGUAUACGGACAACGACGCAACUGAUGUUCCACAGAUUGGAUUCUUUACGAAGGAUGUGGUGAGCGCGUUUGAGCCGCUUGUCUUACAGAUUGGGCAGUUGAAAACCAUUGAGUGGAGCCAUGGCAUGAGUGAAAACCGAUACAAAACGUGAUUCGGAGACUUACCGCAACUGGAUCAUGCCAGUAUUAUAACACGAUUAUUUUUUCUAUGCCCUUUGGUUUUCGUUUAUUUUGGAUUUGGAUUUUCUAAAUAAUUCUGACAUUACGCCGACAUAGAGAAUUUUGUGUUCUCUUUCUGACUUUCAGUUACUUAUGUGGGUCUCGGAUGUGUUGCAAUUUUUGUUUGCCAGCUGACGUUACUUGUUUCAGAAUUAGUUCUCAGUUUAGACUUUAGACUACUCACCAAAGAACGUUUUUUGGAUCUAACAUGAAUGCAAUAACUAAUCUUCUACUACCGAAUUUCAUUCAGUAAGGCAAUAAAAUAUAUUUUUUUAUGAAUCUGUUGUUUAUUUAUCAAAAUCUGAAGUUUCCAUAGCAACGCUUGUUUCGGUUAGGGAU